This is a messenger RNA of Haliotis rubra (blacklip abalone), 1785 nucleotides long. Its product is annotated as transmembrane protein 104-like. Lineage: Eukaryota; Metazoa; Mollusca; Gastropoda; Lepetellida; Haliotidae. The record is from RefSeq and is a predicted model, not a curated record.
AUGGCAGAGCGAGGGUCAGAAACGGGGGCCCAAUAUGGGACAGUGGUGGGCCUCCUGAGUUUCUUUAGUUAUAUUACUGUUACCAUAGUGACUGAAGUAAUGGCUGUUGCAAAUGCUGUCCUUCGACGACAAGCCGCUCAGAAUUCUCAGGAAGAUUCACCAGACAUCAAGGAAGAAGUUCCCCUGUUGCAAGACAGGAGACUAGAUCCCCCAAGAUGUAGUGUGUCCAUAAUACUAGUUUUAUUUCUAUUUCAGGGCAAAAUGGCUAAAAUGUUUUUUAACAAUGUUGGAGAGAAGCUGUUCUAUCUGUGUAUAGUCAUCUACCUGUAUGGAGAUAUGUCCAUCUACGUCGCUGCCGUACCCAAGUCUCUCAGGGACACGGUCUGCACCUGGAGACCACUGAACAAGACCAACUGCAACGAAAGUUUGUCUGACAGUGAACCUUGCUGGAGCACCUCCUCACUCACUCGGAUGGAUGCGUACAGAAUCUUUGUGGCAUGUUUUAUCCUGACUUUGGGACCAUUUGUAUUCUUCAAUGUCCAGAAAACAAAGAUCCUUCAAGUUAUCACCGGCUCAGCAAGAUGGCUAGCGUUUGGAAUCAUGAUAGUUCUUGCUGUGAUGCAGUUGGCUCAACAUAAAGGUCAAGGCCGACCAGUGAUGGCCAACAUAGCAGGAGUGCCGAACCUGUUUGGUGUGUGCGUGUACUCCUUCAUGUGUCAUCACUCGCUGCCAUCACUCAUAACGCCAAUAAAAGACAAGUCCAAGUUGUUUAAGGUCCUGGCAGCAGACUAUGUUCUUAUUCUGGCUUUCUACGCCUUGUUGUCUUUCACUGGGAUCUACACCUUCAAGUCUAUAAAGGAUCUUUACACGCUCAACUUUCUUCCAGACGAGUGUGGCAACAAUUCUGUCACAAGUGUCCAAUUUUUCCAAUAUUUUCUUGCUCUAUUUCCAGUGUUUACUCUCAGCACCAACUUUCCUAUCAUAGCAAUUACACUGCGCAAUAACCUACAGACACUGUUUCUAAAACCAGACAAGGACUACUCAAAGUGUGUGCGGAAUCUGUUUCCAUUUUUGGCAGUUAUUCCGCCAACCAUUGUUGCCAUGGUAACCAAUGAAGUGGAGAUCCUGGUUGGUAUAACAGGUUCAUAUGCUGGGGCAGGAAUACAGUAUGUGGUACCGGCACUGCUGGUGUAUUUUGCCAGAAAAGAUCCAAUCGUGAAAGAACAUCAGAACUACCACAGAUCUCCAUUCAGCCAUGUUGGUUGGAUUAUACUCAUACUUGCCUGGUCAGUUGUAUGUGUUGGCUUUGUCACAGUCAACCAUGUUAUUACUAGAAAGUGACCUGAUAACAGGUUCUCCUUCAAAGUACAAUAAGGGGGAAUAACUGGAACAGUAGUGGCAUGCUCCUGUGUAGAGUUGUUUCCCCUUAGAUAUACCAGGAUUAGGUUGAUUGAGAGUUCAAAUUCACGAUUCUUAUGUUAUAUAUCAGGAUCAUAACAGUUUAUACAGAUGUACAUCAUUUUAGGUAAUUAAGGAGAGCUUUCAAGGUUUGCUCAGAUAUGUUUGUGAGAAAAGGAUGUUGAUAUCUGUUUUAUGGGAACGAUGUUCACUGUGUAAUACCAUGGUGUAACGUGUUUUCCGGGUAAUAACGCAAAAGAUGAUCAUGUAAAUUAUUGCGUAUCAGUAGAUUAUCAAAGCUAUUAUUCCGUAAUUAAAUAUCAUCUCACCUUUCAUAAAUUUAUUGUCAGAAUGCAGAUCCGAACAUUUUGUGUCUGUCUGCCAGCG